UCUCCAGGCAACCCCACCCCCACCCCCGGCCCGGGCCCCUGGAAGUCAGCAGAGCCCACACACACGUAUCACCUCUCCCGCCUGCCCUUCCACAGGGGUCAGAGCUGCUUAGGGACCCAUCCCUGGGAGCUCAGUUCCGAGUGCACCUGGUGAAGACGGUCAUCCUGACGCAGCCUGAGGCUGCUCCGAGUAUCACAGCCAACAUCACCGCAUCACUGCUGAGCGUCUGUGAGUGGAGCAGGACGGUCAACCCUGAGGAUGACACGGAUCCCGGCCAUGCUGACCUGGUCCUCUACAUCACCAGGUUUGACCUGGAAUUGCCUGAUGGGAACCGGCAGGUUCGGGGGGUCACCCAGCUGGGUGGCGUCUGCUCCCCCUCCUGGAGCUGCCUUAUCGUUGAGGAUACUGGCUUCGAUCUGGGGGUCACCAUCGCCCAUGAGAUCGGGCACAGCUUCGGCCUGGAGCACGACGGCGCGCCGGGCAGCGGCUGCGGGCCCACCGGCCACGUGAUGGCUUCCGACGGCGCCGCGCCCGCCCGCGGGGGCCCGGCGUGGUCCCCCUGCAGCCGCCGGCAGCUGCUGAGCCUGCUCAGCGCAGGACGGGCGCGCUGCCUGUGGGACCCGCCGGGGCCGCAGUCCCAGCCCGCGGGGCUCCACCCCGAGGCGCACCCCGGCCUGUACUAUGGCGCCGACGAGCAGUGCCGCGUCGCCUUCGGCCCGACGGCGGUCGCCUGCACCUUCCGCCGGGAGUACGUAGACAUGUGCCAGGCUCUCUCCUGCCACACAGACCCCCUGGACCAAAGCAGCUGUAGCCGCCUCCUUAUUCCUGUCCUGGAUGGGACAGAGUGUGGCGUGGGGAAGUGGUGCUCCAAGGGGCACUGCCGCUCCCUGGCGGAGCUGGCCCCCGUGGGGGCGGUGCAUGGGCACUGGUCUAGCUGGGGUCCGGCCAGUCCUUGCUCCCGCUCCUGCGGAGGAGGUGUGGUCACCAGGAGACGGCAGUGCAACAACCCCAGACCUGCCUUUGGGGGGCAUGCGUGCGUAGGUGCUGACCUCCAGGCCAAGAUGUGCAACAGCCAGGCCUGCGAGAAGACCCAGCUGGAGUUCAUGUCGGAGCAGUGCGCGCAGACCAACGGGGAGCCCCUGCGCCUCUCCCCGGGCAGCACCUCCUUCUACCGCUGGGGCACGGCUGAGCAGCACAGCCGAGGGGACGCUCUGUGUAGAUAUCUGUGCCGGGCCAUUGGCGAGAGCUUCAUUGUGAGGCGUGGGGACAGUUUCCUGGAUGGAACACGGUGUGUGCCAAGCAGCCCUCAGGAGGAUGGGACCCUGAGCCUGUGCGUGUCGGGCAGCUGCAAGACGUUUGGCUGUGACGGCAGGAUGGCCUCUGGGCAGGUGCGAGAUGUGUGCCAGGUGUGUGGCGGGGACAACAGCACGUGCCGUCCUCAGAACGGCUCUUUCACGGCCGGAAGAGCCAGAGAGUAUGUCACAUUCCUGGCCGUUGCCCCCAACCUGACCCACAUAUACAUCAUCAACCACAGGCCUCUCUUCACGCACCUGGCAGUGAAGAUCCGUGGGCGCUACGUCGUGGCCGGAAAUGCAAGCAUCUCUCCCAGCACCACCUACCCCUCCCUCCUGGAGGACAGCCACAUCCAGUACAAAGUGACCCUGACUGAGGACCGGCUGCCCCGCCUGGAGGAGAUCCGCAUCCAGGGCCCCACCCAGGACGACAUGGAGAUCCAGGUUUACAGGCGCUACGGUGAGGAGUACAGCAGCCUCGCCCGCCCGGACAUCACCUUCACCUACUUCCAGCCCAAGCGUCGGCCGGCCUGGGUGUGGGCUCCCGUGCGGGGGGCCUGCUCGGUGAGCUGUGGGGCAGGGCUGCGCUGGGUGACCCACAGCUGUCGGGACCAGGCAGCGAACGAGUGGGUGGAGGCUGCCUGGUGUGCAGGGAGCCGGCAGCCGGCGGCGUGGUCCGAGUCGUGUGCCUCCAUACCCUGUCCCCCGUCCUGGGCGGCCGGAGACUUCGGCCCAUGCAGUGCCUCCUGCGGAGGGGGCCUGCAGGAGCGGGUGGUGCGCUGCGUGGAGGCCCAGGGAGGCCUCCUGAGGACGGUGCCCCACUUCCGGUGCAGAGCGCUGGCUCAGCAGCCAGCGGCCGUGGAGACCUGCAAUCCCCAGCCCUGCCCCCGGAGGGAGAUGCCAGAUGCGUGCUCGUCGGCCUGUGGAACAGAUCCGGCCGUGCAGAACACGACGUGUGUGCAGGGGGCAGAUGGCAUGGGGGCGCCAGCAACUGCUGGGCCCUGCUCCGCAGACGAGAAGCCGCCUGCCCUUGAGCCCUGUAUCGAGGUGGCAUGUCCUCCGGGCUGGGGCCAUUCAGAUGCCCAGUCUCCAGGGGAGAAGGCUGCAUCCCCGGCGGGCAGUGCCAGGCCAGAGGCUUAUGCCGCACACGUGUGGACUCCCUUGGCGGGGCCGUGCUCCGUCUCCUGUGGUCAAGGCCUGAUGGAGCUGCGUUUCGUGUGCAUGGACUCUGCCCUCAGGACACCCGUCCGGGAAGAGCUGUGUGACCUGGCAGGCAAGCCUGGGAGCCGGCAGGAGGUCUGCCAGGCUGCCCCGUGCCCGGCUUGGUGGGAGACCCGAGCCUUGGCACCGUGCCCCGUGACCUGUGGAGGGGGGCAGGUGCCACUGGCUGUUCGCUGUGUGAGGAUGGACCAAGGCCGCGUUGUCUCCCUGCCUCAUUCCAAGUGCUGGCCGAUGCCUCGGCCCAGGCCCCUCGAGGACUGCAGCCCGGAGCCCUGCCCUGCCAGGUGGCGGUACCAGCUGGCGGCCUGCAGCGUGACCUGUGGGGGAGGAGUUGCGCAGAGGAUCCUGUACUGCGCCCGGGCCCACGGGGAGGACAAGGCCGAGGAGAUCCUGCCGGACACCCAGUGCCAGGGGCUGCCUCGCCCAGAGCAGCAGGAGGCCUGCAGCCCGGAGCCCUGCCCGCCCAGGUGGAAGGUCAUGUCCCUUGGCCCAUGUUCAGCCAGCUGUGGUCUCGGCACUGCCAUGCGCUUGGUGGCCUGUGUGCAGCUGGACCAAGGCCAGGACACAGAGGUGGACGGGGCGGCCUGUGUAGGUCUGGUGCGGCCGCAGGCCAGCAUCCCCUGCAUCAUCGCCGACUGCACCUACCGGUGGCACGUCAGCGCCUGGAUGCAGUGCUCUGUCUCGUGUGGGGAUGGCAUCCAGCGCCGGCACGACGCCUGCCUCGGACCCCAGGCCCAGGUGCCCGUGCCAGCCGACUUCUGCCAGCAUUUGCCCAAGCCGGUGACGGUGCGGGGCUGCUGGGCUGGGCCCUGUGCAGGGCAGGGGACGCCCAGCCCGGUGCCCCACGAGGAAUCCACUGCUCCUGGCCAGACCACAGCUGCCACUGCUUCCCCGCAGUGGCCCCAGCCCCAGGCCCGCCUCCUCUCCCCAGCUCCCCGGCCGCAAGGACUCCCGCCCGGGCCCCAGGAAAGCCCAGCAGAGUCCAGCGCCUGUGGCCGGCAGCACCUUGAGCCGACAGGAACCAUUGACAUGCGAGGCCCAGCGCGGGCGGACUGUGCAGUGGCCAUCGGGCGGCCCCUGGGUGAGGUGGUGACCCUCCGAGUCCUCGACAGUUCCCUCAACUGCAGUGCAGGGGAGAUGCUGCUGCUUUGGGGCAGGCUCACGUGGAGGAAGAUGUGCAGGAAGCUGCCCGGCCUGACUUUCAGCUCCAAAGCCAACACGCUGGUGGUGAGGCAGCAUCUCGUGCAGCUGCGAGGCGGAGUGCUGCUUCGGUAUUCGAGCCAGCCUGCCCCGGGAGCCUUCCACCGAGGUAUGGCGAGGCCGUGGAGCCUCCCCGCCUUCCCCAGAGGCUGGCUGGCUGGGUGCUGCUGCCAACGGGGCCAGUCCCGACGGGCCAGCGGGCAAGGCAGACAGGGAGCUGAGCUGACUGAGAAUGAAAAGCAGCGCCUUCCCGGACACCCCCCGACACCCCCAUCCCUGUAUGGGCGGUCAGGACGAGGUCCCGGAGGUGCACGGUGUUCCUUCCUCUCUGGGGCCCUGCGCGAGAUGGGCGGGCAUCCUCACCCCCUCCCUCAGGCCAUCGCGGGCCCCACACCCUGGCCCCGGCACUCAGGUCCUUCAGGAUCCUUUAAGGUCCUUCUGCGAGCCUCUUCCCCCAGUCCUGUUGGGUGCGCUGUCCUCCUGGCUCAUCCUCCGCCCAGCAGGGCGUGGGUGCACGUGCACACCUCGUGCGGAGGAUGGCGUCCCCGAGAGCCCUGCUAGCCCGUGGCCCCAUCCGUAUCCACGGAGAGCCGUCUAGGUUGCUUCAGGGGGCUUGCCCUCUUCCACAGCCCAAGCUUGCUGAAGGUGGCUUCCCCAGGGGUCCCCCCAGGCCGCAGGUGAGAAGUGGGACCCUGGGGGGCUUCUUCCUCUGCCCCUCAGUGUGCAGUGCAUAGGCACCAGCUCCUACCUGGUCAUCACUCCUCACUUCCCAGCCUCCCCACAUGCAGGCACCUGCUUUGAGGGAGGCCCAGGAGGCGCAGCCAGGAGGGGCUGCCCCGGUUGGGGCGGGUGCAGCAUGAAGAACUUUUGCACGUGUGACUUUGCUGAUUCCUCUUAAAGACUGCCCUGCCCAGUGUGUGCUGUCAUUCCGUUCGCUUUACAGAGGAAGGAACCGAAGCGCGGAGCGUUUAAAGCCUUCACCUAGGGUCACACAACUGGGAAGUGGUAGAGAUGGGGUUCGGUGGAGACUUCUGCCUGGGAGCCCCGAUCUUGACCGCAGUGCCACACUGAUCCCCCACUGCUCCCCGGCUGCCCUGCUGCCCUGGCCUCUGGCAAGAGUGGCCACUCUGGGGGACUCCUAUGUUCCGGAGGUGGUCCACACCCAGUCUGUACGCCUGCUCUCCCCCUGCAGGAUGUGACAUGCAGCUCUUUGGACCCCGGGGUGAAAUCGUGAGUCCAUCAUUGAGUCCGGAUGGGAGGAACAUGGGGGGCUGCCGAAUCUUCAUCGAUGUGGCCCCACAGGCCCGGAU
Messenger RNA from Delphinapterus leucas (beluga whale), 5023 nucleotides. Lineage: Eukaryota; Metazoa; Chordata; Mammalia; Artiodactyla; Monodontidae. The record is from RefSeq and is a predicted model, not a curated record.